AUGAGUAUUCGCAGGUCACUUCUUGUUCGUUGGACUUGUCGAAUUAUUGCCUUUUCUGCAUUUGUUUGGACAAUUAGCUUACUUUGGACCACUCGACAAGGGAAUUCUGCUGAAGAACUCCAACAGUUGGAUAGAAUGCAGUCGCUUCCUAUCACCAUCCCCUCUAGCUCUAUUCAUCUUUUAAAGCUACGGGGACUCUUGCAUCGAGAUUCAAGACUAUAUAUGCCUGUUCCUUCACCAGAAACACCACAAUCUGUAUUCAAAUGUUUAUCCGAUUCCACUUCAAUUCCCUACUCGGCACUCAACGAUGACUACUGUGAUUGUGCAGACGGUAGUGAUGAGCCAGGCACAUCUGCUUGUGCCAAUAUUCAACAGUCUGUAUGGAUCUGUAGCAAGUCAAAAAAACAUAUUCCAUCUUCAAGAGUAGAUGAUGGAAUCUGCGAUUGUUGCGACUCGAGCGAUGAGUUGAACGCAUGCCGUAAAAUUCCAGUUUGUUUUUGA
This is a messenger RNA of Batrachochytrium dendrobatidis JAM81, 501 nucleotides long. RefSeq lists its product as uncharacterized. The record is from RefSeq and is a predicted model, not a curated record. Gene Ontology annotation, molecular function: protein binding. Gene Ontology annotation, biological process: N-glycan processing. Gene Ontology annotation, cellular component: glucosidase II complex. The coding region runs from base 1 to 501 and encodes 166 amino acids. The transcript is spliced from 2 exons. Lineage: Eukaryota; Fungi; Chytridiomycota; Chytridiomycetes; Rhizophydiales.